This is a messenger RNA of Dentiscutata erythropus, 933 nucleotides long. NCBI's taxonomy places the organism in Eukaryota, Fungi, Glomeromycota, Glomeromycetes, Diversisporales, Gigasporaceae. The record is from the annotation of a GenBank genome assembly.
AUGGACACAUUAGAUACAUUAAAGAAAUAUCGAGACCUGUGGUGGAACCAGGGCAACCUCCACCCCAUAGCAGAAUGGGAAAAAGUGAAACUCCCAUAUGUACUUGUGGAAAAUGUGAUUGUUGAUAAAUAUGAAGAGCACAGAGACCGAUUUAACGUUCAUGCAUGUUGGGAGUGGCUUCCACUACAAGCUCAUGAGGUUUGUAUUAAUGAAAUUUCUCAUUUAAUGAUGGAACAAUGCCUUCCAGUUAAACGGACGGAUGCUACAGUUUAUAGGACCCGUGUCAAGGGUUUUGGCAAAGAACAUAAUAGUUCAUUUCGUCCCAAAAAACCUAAUAGUUCAUUUCGUCCAAAAAAAUCUGCAGUAGAUUCAUCAAAUGGGAGUGAUGGAUUGGAUGCACCUUGGCCAAAUAUCAUAAUAGAGGUUGCAUCAUCUGAACCUAUUAAACAUGUCAAGGAUAAAGUAAGGAAUUACUGGUUAAAUGGUAAUCGCAUUCAUGAUGUGAUUAUUGUUAAACUUUAUUAUGAUGGUGAAAACCCAGCUCCAAGCCGUAUGAAAGUAUGGCAUUAUUGCAUAUCAGGUCCCUAUAUGCAACAAAAACUCAAACCUAAAAAUAAAUUUGAAUUUGGUACAUACAAUGCAAAAGGGGAUCCAUUAAAUUACCAAGAAGGAACCUGUUUGAUCAAAAUUCCGUUAGAUUGCUUAUAUCAUGAUGUGAAACCCCAAUUCAAGUUUCUAAAAACAUUCUUCCGGAUCCAAUUAUAUUGGAUUUCUUUUAUGUUAGGCAAGAAAUCCUUGGAUCAUUCAAGUAAAGAUUUGGUUAAAUGUCUUCAUAAGUGUUGUGAUUCACGUCAAGAUGCUUCAAUUCCAAUACUUAAUUUAAUUCUAGGCGUUUCAAUUUUAAUGUCUUACACUUCAGUUAUAGUCUUUUGA